Molecule: messenger RNA, 1089 nt
Organism: Rhizophagus irregularis DAOM 181602=DAOM 197198
Lineage: Eukaryota; Fungi; Glomeromycota; Glomeromycetes; Glomerales; Glomeraceae
Source: RefSeq, a predicted model, not a curated record
AUGGAUUUAAUAGAACAUGCCGCAAGUUUUAAUUUUGAAAGAGCCCCAGUUCAGAAUUCGGAUGAAUAUGGAAAUAUAAAUCAUCAUCAAAUAUCAAAUAAAGAAAUUAAUGAAGCUUGUUUAAGUAAUAAUAAUUCAGAAUCACAGGGAGAUUUAUCUCAACUUAUUCAAGAUUUUGAUAGAAUUAAUAUAAAAGAAGUUGAUCCUAUGGUAAUAUUAAGUAAACAAGCAAUUGAAGAUUAUAAUAUUAUAGUUGAUGAAAUAAAUGAUUUUAUUUUUAGAUUAAUGAAUAAAGGAUUUGAAAGAAAUUCAGUGAAACAGAAAGUUAUAGAAUAUUUUAAUAAUCAUAAUAUAAAUUCACAAGAUAUUUAUAAUUGGUUAUUAAUCAAAAAUAGUUUAAAUUCUAUUUUUUUACUUGGAUAUUUUAAUCAUUAUGGAAUUGUAACAAGUGAAAAUAAUGAGAAAGCAUUUAAUUUAUUUAUUAAUGCAUCAGAAAAAAAUCAAUUAUUAUCACAAUAUUUUACUGGUCAUUGUUAUUUUCAUGGAUAUGGAACGGUUAAAAAUGAAAAAUUAUCUUUUGAUUAUUAUGAAAAAGUGGCUAAUGAAAAUUUUUCAAGUGGUCAAUUAGGAGUUGGUUAUUUUUAUAAAAAAGGAAUAAGUGUUGAAAAAGAUUAUCAAAAAGCUUUUUAUUGGUAUGAAAAAGCUGCAAAUAAUGGUAAUAUAAUAGCAAUAUAUAGUCUUAGUAGAUUUUAUGAAGAUGGAAUUUUUGUUGAAAAAGAUUAUAAUAAAGCUUUUGAAUUAUAUAAGAAAUCAGCUGAAGGAGGUUAUCCAGAUGGAAUAACAAUGUUAGGAUAUUGUUAUUAUAAAGGUAUUGGAACUACAAUUGAUAAACAAAAAUCAUUUGAAUUAUAUCAAAAUGCUGCAAAUUUAGGAAGUAAUACAACAAAAUAUAAUCUUGCUUUAAUGUUUGAAGAAGGAGAUGGAAUUACAAAAGAUAUAGGAAAAGCAAUUUAUUGGUAUGAAAAAUCUGCUGAACAAGGUGAUCUAGAUGCACAAGUUAAAUUAAAGACAUUUCAAGAUGAUCAAUAA